CUCCGCCUGCCUGUCCCUCCGGGCUGCUCGGGCGCCACCACUACUGUCCCCAACCCGCCCCGCCAGCCAGGCCAAAGGGCGGCGUGACUCACGGCGCUGCCACCAGCCCACAGUUUGCCCACAGCGUAUAAAGGCUGCGGGGUUGAAAGGUGGCAGAGCCUUGCCCGACCUGGCCCGAGGCGCACAGAGUAUGGCCGGAGGCGCGGAGCGAGGCCGCGGGGGCGCGGGCUGGGGGCUGCGCGGCGCCCUGGCCGCCGUGGCCCUGCUCUCGGCGCUCAAUGCUGCGGGCACGGUGUUCUCGCUGUGCCAGUGGCGCGGGCUAAGCGCGGCGCUGCGAGCGCUGGAGGCGCAGUGUGGCCGGGAGCAGCGCGAGGACAGCGCCCUGCGCGCCUUCCUGGCGGAGCUGAGUCACGCACCUCGCCGGGCGACCGCGCCACCGCCAGAUCCUGUGAGCGCCGCGCGCAACAAGCGCAGCCACGGCGGGGAGCCGGCGCAGCACAUCCGCGCCCAGAGCCACGACAUGCUGUUGAUGAUGACCUACUCCAUGGUGCCGAUCCGAGUGAUGGUGGACCUGUGCAACAGCACCCGGGGUAUCUGCCUGACAGGACCACCUGGCCCAGCAGGACCUCCAGGAAUUGGUGGGUUACCAGGACACAAUGGAUCAGAUGGACAGCCUGGUCCCCAGGGCCCAAAAGGCGAAAAAGGAGCAAAUGGAAAAAGAGGAAAAAUGGGGCCACCUGGAGCCACAGGAACUCCAGGGGAAAAGGGAGACCCUGGUGAGCUGGGCUUGACUGGAAACGAGGGCCCAGCAGGGCAGAAGGGUGACAAGGGAGACAAAGGGGACGUGUGUAAUGAUGUACUUCCUUCAGGUGCCAAAGGUGACCAAGGCCCACCCGGCCCACCUGGGCCCCCGGGCCCUCCGGGUCCCCCAGGGCCCCCCGGAAGCAGAAGAUCCAAAGGCCCUCGUCAGCCAAACAUGUUCAACGGCCAGUGCCCAGGUGAGACGUGUGCUGUACCAAAUGAUGAUACCUUGGUUGGAAAAGCUGAUGAGAAAGUCAGUGAACACCAUUCCCUGCAAGCAGAAUCCAUGAUCACGUCCGUUGGAAACCCAACACAAGUUUUGAAAGUUAAAGAGACGUUUGGGACUUGGAUAAGAGAGUCUGCUAACAAGAGUGAUGAACGGAUCUGGGUUACUGAACAUUUUUCAGGCCUCAUGGUGAAGGAAUUCGAGGACCAGCCCUCACUGCUGAACGGCAGUUACACGCUCAUCCACCUCCCGCACUAUUUCCAUGGCUGUGGGCACACCGUUCACAACAACUCUCUCUACUACCACAAAGGAGGCUCCAACACCAUAGUGAGAUUUGAAUUUGGCAAAGAGACAUCCCAAACUCUGAAGCUUGAAAAUGCCUUGUAUUUUGAUCGAAAAUACCUCUUUGCAAAUUCCAAGACGUACUUCAAUUUAGCUGUAGAUGAAAAGGGCCUUUGGAUUAUCUAUGCUUCCAGUGUGGAUGGCUCGAGCAUCCUUGUCGCACAGCUGGACGAGAGGACCUUCUCUGUGGUGCAGCACAUCAACACCACGUACCCCAAAUCCAAGGCUGGCAAUGCCUUCAUUGCCCGAGGGAUCCUCUAUGUCACGGACACCAAAGACAUGAGGAUAACAUUUGCCUUUGAUUUGUUAGGAGGGAAACAGAUCAAUGCAAACUUCGAUUUAAGAACUUCCCCAUCUGUUCUUGCCAUGUUAUCAUACAAUAUGAGAGACCAGAAUUUAUAUUCUUGGGAAGAUGGCCAUUUAAUGCUUUAUCCUGUACAGUUUUUGUCAGCUACAUUAAACCAGUGAUGGGAUGCAUUCUAUUCCCCUCAGUAAAUUUCAGCUGUUCUCUGGUACCAUGCAUAUCCCAAUAGAAAACUUGUCUUUAAGGGUGGUCAGGUACUUAGCUGUCAUAAUCACAUGACAUGGGUAUUUAUAUGGUUGGUGACCCCCUUUUAAUUCAGAUUCUGUAGGAGAAAAUAACAGAUUGGAACUCAAAAAUGGCUGAUAUUUGGUGAUUCCUUUAUAAACUAGCUGGGCAAGUUACCUCUCCCUCUUUAGGUUUUGUUUUCCCCACUGGUAAUUUGAAAGGGCUGGCUAAGAUGAUUGGUAAGAUUUCCUCAAGUUGUAGGGAAUUCUGUGAUUCUUAGUUGUUGCCGCUCUCACAACUUUUACAUAUUUGGUUUUGUUUUUUUGGUUUUUAGCUACAUGCUGAGCAGUUUUACCUCUGAGUUGAUCAGCCUGAUUGCUUGAGCAACAAAUUCCUUAGUGAUGACUUGGUGCCUUGGAAGCUGCACUGACCCCUUAAGGCUGCUGAGGUACCUUAUUACCCCUAAUUUAUUACCUUUCUCUGCAUCUGCACCUGCCGCCAGAGCACCAGAGUGGCCAUUAUCCUCAGCUCCUGAUUACCACUCCAAGAUUAGCAAAAGCCAGGAACAGCUACCUGCUCGUGUUUCCUAAUGAAACAGAAACAGGCCCUUCCAGGUUCCUAUCAAUUUUUGAUCAUGCUGAUACGCAGGUUGGGUCAUAAACAUUGAAUCCUCAGGUCUUGCAGGGUUCUUCUGCCACAGAUAUGGAUCUGCUAUCAGAGUAAAUUCUGUGCUAGUGGGAAUUACUCUGGCGAGAACCUUGGGAAGCACUUUGCAGUUUUCAGAAGAGAGGCACCAUUCGUGGUUAUUAUCUAGAGGAGGGAUGAGCAAACUAUGACCCUCAGGCCAAAGCCAGCCCAUCGUCUGUUUUUGUAAACAAAGUUUUAUUCCACACAGUCACAGGCAUUUGGUUAUGUAUUAUAGUAUAUGACUACUUUUCCUCUACACUGGCAGAGCUGAAUCACUGCAAGAAAGUUGAGUAACAGCCCAAAAAACCUAAAACAUUUAUUUUCUGGCCCUUUACAGCAAAAGUUUGCCAACCCUGAUCUAGAAUAUAAAGUGGGCCUGAUUCUUGAAAGGGCUUAUUCACCUGAGCCUGUUUGUUAUAUUUUGUUUUGUUCCAGAUGAACAAGUGGUCAUUUAUAUGGCUUGAGUUUUUGGUAAAGAAGAAGGGUGAGAAGAGCAUAAAAUUAAGUGGCCCUCCCAAAAAGUAGUUAAUGAACUGUUCUUACCCUAAUAUAAUUUUAAAGAAUGUGAUCUGGUUCCUUUGGAUGCAAGGAGAAAAUAUAAUUUAACCUGCUCCUAAAUGCCCUUAGAUACACAUAUUUUCUGCCAAUUCAGCUCUUCGAACAUCCUUCAGCCCAGCACUGAGGUCCAGGCAGCGCCACUGAGAGUCUAAAGGAAUCUGGAAAGUUUCUGUGGUCCUGCAGCCAGGAAAGAGACCUAGGGAAAUACUUAUGUAAAGAUUUUUCAGCAACUUGCCCUCACUGAGUACAUGAAUGUGUUGGGGGGCGAGCUUCUGAAACUUUUUCACUGGAGCCAAAUCGAUUCUCAGUGGCCCUGAGUCCUGGUUUUAUACCUUAUUAAUAGAAGCAUUUUAAAACUUAGGGGAUGUACAGAUUUAAAUAUUUAAAUCUCCCCACACCCUGCAUAAACCUAGGCAGCUAUUAGGGAAUUUAUUGUUGUUGUGUUCUCAAAAUAAUGGGUAUUUGAAACUUUUUUCCCCACUUUUUAAUUAGAUUGGUUGUGCCAUGUCAUCACAGCUUUUAAAAAAUACUCUUUUCAGAUUCCUGUUUUAUAACAAAGUAAAAUAGAGUUUCAUGUUCAAGAUCAAUGUGUUUAAUAUAUACUAGUCUUCUUUUAAACUAUUUUAAAAUAUGCAUUGCUGUUUCUGGACAUAGGGGACCUGAAUAUGUAUAUAAUUUCAUAGUGAUAGUUGUAAUAGUAAUAUAUAUAAUACUAAUUGUAUAUACAGUAGCAGCCAAAAGAGGUUACUUAUUGAGUUAGCACAUAUUUCUUUUAGAAAAAAAGUUUUAGAAACCCUAGUCUUUAUAUUUGAGCUACCUUAGCACCCUUAAUUUUUGGUAAGGAAUCAUAUACUCACUCACUCACAUAUACU
Molecule: messenger RNA, 4015 nt
Organism: Delphinapterus leucas (beluga whale)
Lineage: Eukaryota; Metazoa; Chordata; Mammalia; Artiodactyla; Monodontidae
Gene: GLDN
Product: gliomedin
Biological process (GO): signal transduction
Cellular component (GO): cell surface
Source: RefSeq, a predicted model, not a curated record